Pelobates cultripes (western spadefoot toad) is the source of this 27594-nucleotide messenger RNA. NCBI's taxonomy places the organism in Eukaryota, Metazoa, Chordata, Amphibia, Anura, Pelobatidae. The record is from the annotation of a GenBank genome assembly.
GACCCAGCCAUAUUCCUCGUUCGCUGUAUAACAUGGUUACUGGCAGCUACUCAGCAAUGGGUGUCGUGAUAUCAUAUUGCAGCUGAGCACUGGCAGUCAGCCAGGAGUAGUCUAUUUAAAAAAGACAGCCCUACUGCACAGUAAUCAGUCUCUUUAGAAACUUCUGCAGGGUAAAAACUGUUGGGAGAUCUGCAAAGUACUUUUUUUCUGACUUGCAUACUUCUUUUCUCAAGUUAUUAUUAUUAUUAUUUUUUUUUUCCUUCUCUUGCCUUUUGAAGAAUACAUGUAUAAGUUCUACCUUUUGUUGAGAGAUUAAGUUUUAUAUAAAAAGAAAGGGGGGAAACUAUUUUAUUUUUCAAAGUUAGCAUUUCAGCACUAUAUAGCCUAGGGAUUUUACUUGGCAUUUAAUAGCAAGAAUUUAUGUACUUUAGAAUCUGUUUUACAUUUUUUUUUAUUUGAGCCUCUCAAAAAAAAUUCUGCAAAAAGAGGUGCUUGCCAGUUUGUUUGUAUUUUUUUUCUUUCUUUUUUUCCCCUCUCUCUCCUUUUCUUUUGCAACCUGUUGCUCACUUUUGUUUGCAGACUGGCAGCUGAAGGAGGGUUAAGACAAGUAAUCAGUUCCAGGACAGCACCUUAUUGCUGAAUAUACACAGAGGAAGGACUUUGCAUUUUGAAUAUUUUUUUGUUGUUGUUGCAAUUUCUGUCAGUUUUAGACUUUUGAGAAAUCCCAUUUUUGUUCUGCAAGAAAGAGGGUUUACCUUUCUGAUUCUUGUCUCUUUUUUUGGAUCAGCCACUAGGGAUACAAUUUUUGUCCAAUUUCAGCUGAUUUUGAUUAUUCUAGGGGAAGUGUUUUGGAGCAGUUUGCCCCCUUCUUCUCCUGUACUGUGUAAAGUUUUUUGGAGAUGUCCCUGUCUGCCUGCCUCCUCCUGACCCUGUGCCUGGGGGUCUGUCAGUGUCUGGGGUCCCAUGUGCACUGUGAGCCCUGUGAUGAGAAGGCCAUGUCUAUGUGCCCCCCUGCCCCAGUGGACUGUGAGCUGGUGAAGGAGCCAGGCUGUGGCUGCUGUAUGACUUGUGCCCUGGCAGAGGGGCAGUCCUGUGGGGUCUACACUGAGAGAUGUGCUGGGGGUCUGCGGUGCCUCCCCAAACAGGGAGAGGAGAAACCCCUGCAUGCCCUGCUCCAUGGUCGGGGGGUCUGUCUCAACGAGAAGAGCUACAAAGACAAAGUCAAAAUAGGUAGGUACCUAAAAUCUGGCUCAUUUGUAUCAGGGUGGGUUUUUUUCGGGGCAUUUCUAUCAUUUGUUCAACAGUUGUUUUCAUUAGAUGGGGUGGGAGACCUCAGCUGCUGCAGAACCACUUGGACAGCAGCUUUUAAACAGAAUGUAAAAUCCUAUUGCUUUGCCAAGAUGUUCUGCAGCAGCCAGCAAGGAUGGCUGUCACGUGACCCAGCUUCUUUGUAUCCCCAGGGCAGCCUUCACUCUCAGAUUUAUACACCAUGUGAGUUCAUUAAUGGGAGUUAGAUACAGAGAGCAUCAGGGUUGCAUCAGCUCAGUCAAGUAUCAGAUUACCAUUCUGUCUCUCAAAGAGUUAACUCCAGACUAAUGUUAUUAAUGCACAGCGUUUGCAACAUUGUUACUAUGUCAGCCUGCUACAUCGAAUUGUGUUUGGAAUAAGUGACAAAAGAGUAUGCCUGCCUGGACAAUGCACGAAAGGGUUAACAGAAUGUGAUGUGUGUCCCCCUCUCUGGGCAGGAAACUGUCCCAUUAUUGGAAAAGGAACCUGGAUCCUGCUCAGGUCAGCAUGAGGUGACAAAAGGUCACUUAAGAAUGAUGCAACCUAUUGUCUGCUGAUCUCUGAGCUGCAGGGUGCCUGACAUUAACCCUUUAAGGACCUGCUCACCUAACCUGCUUUCAGAAUGUCGUUAUGCAAUAGUUAACCCCUCCAGGGCUGAUAACAUGUGGUGAUGGGGAUGUGUCUAGUCUUGGUCUUUUAGGGAUUGAAGAAAUGCCCAAACUGGUGGUUAUCUUUGUUUUACUGUCCAAAUUGCACAUAUGUAUUGACUUAAUUUAUAAUGCUGUAUUCUACAUUUUUGUGGGAAGAAUGAAUUGCAGUAAAAAAAUAAUAAAAAAAAAUUAUAUAUAUAAACACUUUCAAACAUACACUGAAUGUAUUCAUUAGUAUUGAAGAGUUAAGAUAAAUGAAACUAUUGUUUAUAUGAAAGGCGCCAACAUAUUCUGUAGUGUUGUACAACAGUGUCGCAAUGCCGAUUUAGUUGCUCCAGAAAGGUUCCCAUAGAUUGUGUUACAUCACCAGUUCUGCGCUGUGUCUCGGACACCUGCAAAUUUCUCAUUCUGUCCCCUGUUUUCACUCCAAUAUUUAACUUAAAACAGCCUAGAACCGGCUGCGUUUCCUGGCCCACAUGUUUUUGGACUAACCGCUCUCCAAAGAAAUAACAUUUAACUGCCAGAGCAGACAUUGCUCCGUCCCCCAUUGUUGGAAACCACAGGGUUAAACGCAGCACUCCCCCCUGUUACUUUUAUGACAAAUUUCUCCCCCUCUUACUGUUUCUAAUUAAAUUCCUCUGUGUUCGGAUUAACCCUUCAACCCUUGGUGGUGACAUUAAUUACAUUCCUCUGUGCUUUGGUUAACCCUUUAAGUAUAUUUGUGACUCGUGUAUACUCUGUGCCUGUUGGUAAGCUGGGCUUCGGCCAACAAAGUGUUAAACACCGCCACAUUCCAGGUUUUACUGCGAGCGAGCGCCUUCACAAUUUCUCUGGAUUUAACCUUUAGGUGGAUGUAAAGUACAAACCUAGUGAGAUAUCAGCGAUACUGUGAACGAGCAGUGACCGAGCCGUGAAUUACUUUGUAUUUAUAAAGCUCCAUUUACUAACACUCACAUAUUUAAUAUAUUUAACCCAUGGUCACGUUGGCAAUGGCUGCUACCCUAGCCGUAGGAUCUCAAAUCGCCUCGUACCGCUGAUGGUAAACUAGAGAGCUGUAGCUAUUCUGCUUCUCAAAACAUUCAGUAACUGGUUAAAUUACCCAUAAAAGUCCUAGAAGUCUCCAGGUUCUUGGCACUCCUCAUUCUGCUGAGAGUGUGUCGCUCAAAGCUUUGUCUUUUUAGAAAUUUCUUGCCGAAGAAACAUGCCCCUUUACCCUUUCUGCUACAGGCGGGACGUGCAGUACUAAAGCUUUGGCAUUCUAAUACACAUGCCCGUGGCACGCAGAUGGUUAACACACCGCCACACCCCCUUCAACGACAGCGCUGCCUUUGGCAUGUACGCUCUUUAGAUAUUUAUUUACUUAUUUGCAAGCUGACUGAUUACGUUACAGCUGGUAAGAUUCAUAAAAAUGCUACAUAUAAUAACUAACCCGAACACAAGUUGUUCUUCUUCGAAUUCUCCCACCCCCUCCCCCAAAUAUUUAUUUUUAGCUAUUAAAACAAGGGAUGAGAGGAUAAAACGUUGAGCGAUCAGCAUGAAAAUUCCAUUUGUUUCCAUGGUGACUGCUCCACAUUUAGUAGAUUGCUCCAGAAGGGCUGCUUAGGAUGUCUGGCCCGUUGAGUUAAUGCUUAGUUUGUCCCUCUACGUUCUGGGAUAUAUAGAACGAGGCAGCAGAUUGGGAAUGGAGAGCAUUGUGUAGACACAUAUGCCUUAGAUUAAAUGAUGAUUUCAUUUCUGCUUGUAUACUUUAUAUUUAUUUGGCAAACAUUUUAAAAAUGCAUGGCUUAGCAUCGUAAUCAGGGAACACGCCUGCUACUGGGGGUACCACCACCACUCCCAAAAGGUUCAGCCAGCUGCAAAGCACAAACCUAAUGUAACAAUAUUCAUCAUUGUUUUACCCAUGGAAACUGUUUACUCAGCUCUCCCCAAAAAAAUACAGUGAAAAGGGGUUAUAGGUGUACAUAUUAGGGAUUGCAAUCACAUCUGGGCAAAAAAUAUUUUUAGUAAGGUUGCAGUACUUUUUAUAACCUUUUCAGUUGGCGGGGGCGCUGUGUGUCUUGCACUUGCACUUGUUUUUUUUUUGUUUUUUUUUUUUUUAUUUAUUUUUAAGAAAAUAGAGAACAAAUUAAUUUGUAUUUUUUAUUUUUAAAGGCAAUGAUGACAAACACUGCCCCCACGUGAAAUAUUUGGGCUGUUGAGUGAAAAUAAUGUGUUUUUAAGAAUAUAUAAAUCCAUCCCAGGAGCAUGUUUUAUUGAUUGUGAAGAUUUGUCGUGUGUGUGUAUAUCUCUACAUGGAAUCCAUAAGCACAAUUGGGGUUUAUUCACUAAACUGAGUAUUGACAAAGGAUUGCAGUCCGAGAUCAAAAUAAACAAACUGAAAAUAUUCUUCUGUUUAACUAUUUUCCAUUUUGGAUCUUUUGGGCCCUACAUGUUUUGAUUCUGUUAUCGAUUCCCAGUUUCGUAAGACUAUAUUAAUAAAUAAUAUCUAAUUGGUCAUUUUACAUACGUAAUGUAUACUGUAGUUGAGCUGCACUCAUACUCAGAUGAUUUAUAUCCAUCCAUAGUAUUUCCACAGAUGUCUCUGGUCAUCCCUUUAAGGACCCAUCCUGCUAGCCUCAUGUAGAUCGCACAGAUCCAGACUUUGUUGGGAAUUUGGAUGACUUACUGGUUCUGAAAGGGUUAAUCUGUUGCUCAGUCCACAGAUCCAUUAUUCCUGGCAAACUGCCUCACAGCGAGUGCUGUGAUUCUGACAAGGCAUGGCUGGCACAGACUUGGUUAUGUAACACGCACCGUUAAAAAAAAAAAAGAAAUUUAGCCAGGCCGGAAUUAUGGAUCUUCAAUAUCUGAUCUCAGCCCUAGUCACCAUGUACUCCGCUGGGUAGCUAACCUUGCACCCUGAUGUUUGUUAAUGUACAUAUUUCCCUUGAUAACCAGAACAAUUCUCAUAAUGCCUUUAACCCCUUAAGGACCAAACUUCUGGAAUAAAAGGGAAUCAUGAUGUGUCACACAUGUCAUGUGUCCUUAAGGGGUUAAAUGCCCCUUUCCUCCUUAAUAGUGACCCUCGUCUAAUCAUAAAGUGGGCUUCAAUAAGACCAUCUUUGUCUACCUCCCAUCUAUAAAGAUCAGAAUCGAAGAGAUUUACUUUAAAUUAAGUGGCUCUUAUAAUUGUAGUUUUAGACGUGAGUUCUCUUUCUUGAUAUUCUUUCUGAUCACUGAUUAAGUUUAUUAUAAUACAUUAUUAUCCCAGUUUUUAUUAAAGGAACACAAUAGGGGGAGCAACACAAACAUGUAUUUCUUGCCCCCUGCCCACCCCCCUAAAUAUAGUAGAAUAUUACCUUUAAUUCAGUCUGCUGCUGUUGGCACUGCCCCUGAUCUGCCUGCUUGACUGACAUCAUCAGAAGUGGUGAUCACAAUGUUUUCACAUAGGAAAGCAUUGGAUUGGCUGAGACCAUGAAGGCGGCAGAUCAGGGGCAGAGCCAGCACAGGCCAAAUGCCAAAAGUCAGCAUCUCCUCAUAGAGCUGAAUUGAAUCAAUGAAUCUCUAUGAGGAAAGUUCAGUGUCUGCAUGCAGAGGAUGGAGAUGCUGAAUGUCAGUCACACUGUGCAUCACUGCGCCCGGAAGCCCCUCUAGCAGCCAUCUAAGGAGUGGCCGGUGGAGGUAUCCCUAGGCUGUAAUGUAAACAUUGCAUUGUCUCUGCAAAAACAGUGUUCACUGCAAAAAGUCUGAAGGGAAUGAUUAUACUCACCAAAAUAAAUGCAAUAAUCUGUAGUUGUUCUGGUGACUAUAGUACUGCAUGUUCAGCGUCUCUACAGCCUUCAUGGAGAUGCUAAACUUUAUUCUUUGCAUUCUUUGAUUCAAUGCAUCUUUAUGAGGAGAUGCUGAUUGGCCAGGGCUGUGUUUUGUUCCAUGCCACACCUUGCCACGCCUUCAUGGAGGCAGGUAGGACCAGUGUGGCACUGGAAUAAAGGUAGGGUUUAACAACUUUUAAGGGGGAGGGGGAGAGAUGGGAGGCUGGGUUCUAAACUGCAUAUUUAACACUAUAGAGUCAGGAAUACAGAUUUGUAUUCCUGACUCUAUAUAGUGUUCCUUCAAGAUGGUCUAAGGAUGGGGCGGCACAGCUGACCAGCUCUAAGCUAGGAACUAUAGGAGAUACGUUGUCUUUUUUUGGUCCAACAGUAAAAUGAAAAUGUCCCUAAAUCUUUAAUUUAGUUACGUGGUCAGCAUAAUGUACGCAUAGAGUGUUACUGCUACCUAUAAAGUGUCACCCAGCCUUAUCUUCAUGGCAGGUACCGUUUAAAUCUGCAUACUUUUUAUUUUUUGUGUGCGUUCAAAUCCUGUAGGUACAUUAAAGGGACACUAUAGGCACCCAGCCCAGUGCAGCGCAUUGAAGUGUUCUGGGUGCAGUGUCAUUUUACCCCAGCAAUGGUAAUUAUUGUAGUUAUUGUGAAAGUGCAAUAAUUGCCUUGCAGGGUAAACUUUACCUUUACUGUUUACUUUGGGUCGCCUAACUGAUGCUGGAGGUCCUCGCUCUCUUAGCGUCGGCUAAUAGCCUGUAGGAAAGCAUUGAUACAUAGUUUUCCUAUGGGGUUGUCCUAAUGCGAGGGCUGCGUUUACUGCACUUGAGCAUUAGGUCCCCAGCGUUGGGGGAGGAGCAGAGGCAUAGCCUGAAUCAGCGCCGAGGGACACUAGGUAAGUAAAUCAAGUAAAUUAAUUUACUUACCUGAUGUCCCUCGGCACUAAUUCAGGUAAGUAAAUUAAGGGUUCUUAACUCUUUCUGCCCCAUGGGGGCAAUAAACGUUCUUUAUUGCACAUUCUAUUUAAUUUAUAAUAUAUUAUCUCCUGCUUUGUUAAUAUCCUCUUAGACCAGGGAUAGGAAACCUUCGGCACUCCAUGUUGUGGACUACAUCUCCCAUAAUGCUCUUACACCCAUAAUGCUGGCAAAGCACCACGGGAGGUGUAGUCCAAGACAUCUGGAGUGCCAAAGGUUGCCUAUGCCUGUCCGAGACUCCUGUGUGUAAUUAAAGUUAAAUCUACAGAACGGGAGAUAAAGCUUCUAAAGCAAGUUAACAUCUGAUUGAAAAUGAAACCAGAGCAAGUAAACAAGGGCUGCAUAAACCAAGUGAUUUACCUUCUAAAUGGCAGAGAAUUCAGCAGUGAGCCUGCAUUAUCUAUACACCAAGACUGCUUUAUUAAGCUAAAGUUGUUUUGUGACUAUAGCGUCCCUUUAAAUUUUAAAUUCUCUAUGAAUUUGUGACACUUCUUACUUUAGUGAAAAACCCAGCUAGUGUUUCAGGGACAAAUAAAUUCACUGAUUAGUAAAUAAAGCCAAAGUAUCAAUAUUAAACAACUGCCAAAGGCAACACAUUCAAUAGAAACAUUACAAGGCUUGUGAACAAGACACGUGGAGCGCGGGUGAAUCGUAAUAGAGUUUAAUAAGACCUUUCCAAAUUAGCGAUUGGGCCAGGUUGACUAGUUUAGCUUCAGUUUGGCAUUUAACGUAUUAAAUUGCUGCAUCUUUACACCGCCAAUGGUAUUAAGCUAUAGCUGGAUUUCUGAAUUUUUACAAAUUUAAAUUUCGCUGUUCAAUUUUUACUUGACUACAAUUUACUUUUUAGUGAAUAAACCUUAUAGCUCAGUGUGUGGGCCGAGCUUUUGGCCAUUAGUUGUAUCUACUUAACCCUGUUCCUAAAAGGCCCAAAGCUCACCCUGCGCUGUGAUUUGCAGAGGAGAUUCUAAUACUGGGUCGGCCGAUUGGAUGUUCCUUUACUAAAUGCUGCGGUUGUAGGGAAGGUGAGGUCCAGUGACUGAGUUUGGAGAAUGUGUGGACAAUUUUCACAAUUUACUCAAUCAUGACCACGUGGGCGAUCAUUCGGUUACUUUGUUAUAUGUUUAUUGAUUCUCACGUCUAAAAUAAACCACAGGGAGAAAUGUUUUGGAAAGUGUCGGUGCUUUUUUUAGAAAAUAUUUCCUUUUGUAAAAAGUGGAGAUGCAGCUGUUUUAUGCUGACUCUGUCUCAGAGUGCUUGUAAAGGUGUGUGGUCGGGGUAGGGGGAGCAAAUUGCUGCCAUGAAAGAACAAAAAUGGUCCUGAGAUGAAUCUUUCACAGAAACUGUUUGUUCAACCCUCUGCUAUUAGAGAGAAAGUUAUAUUUUCAGCAUUUAGCUAGUGUUAAUUCUGAGGAAUGCAUGCCCACUAACUAACAUCAUGUAUUUAUUAAUGAAGGCAAAUUUCCAAACUGCCUCUAUUAGUCAAUAUGUUUUCCUUUUGCAGGAUAUGAAUUCUACAUACUGCAAGGAAGCACAUUUUCUGUCCUGCCCAACACAAUGAAGGUGUCAUAUGUAUGUUUGAAAACAUGGUGGGAUUGGAAAAACUAGCUGCGUGAGAUUAAAGGAAUACUUCAAGCGCCAUAACCACUUCAGCCCGAUGUAGUGGUUAUGGUACCAAGAGUUCCCUGGCGCCAUCCCACAGUAAGAUGUCAAACCAUUUUAACAUGGUUGGAUAUCAUACCUGGGUUCCACCAAGUGCCGGAGAAGCUGAAUUGUACUAUAAGGAAAAGCGUCGAGUGCAGAGCUGCACUCAUUGGCUGACAGCGAUCACAGGACAUCUCAGCAGGUGAUUGCAGUCCUGCUCUAAGCAAUGACUUCCUGCUGGAGAAGACCAGAUGUGGUGAACACUCAUGGCGGGACCCAGGUAAGUUGUCAAAAUGUGCGUCUGGUCACUUCUACCACCAUAACCACUACAGUAGACUGAAGUGGUUUUGGUGCUUACAGUUUUCCUAUCAAAUAAUAUCUAAAGGCUUAGUGCUUUGGCAGGGAUCUGAUGCCGAGAUUUUAAGUAGGUGAAGGUGCCUGGCAUGGGAUUUUGGUUCAUGUAGGAUGCCAAGUUUUUGACUUGGCCGUAUGGACAGAGCUCUACUUUCUGCAGCAGGACGCGGCAAGUCUAGCAGAGGAUGUGAUUUCACCAUCUGUAGACCUGGUGAGGGAAAUCGGGAGCAGAGGUGGUCAUUUUCUGGAAUUCCAGUCCCUGUUUUCCCCUCCAAGACACGGCUGCCGAAGGACCACAGGCAUGUUUUCCACAAUUAAUUUACCUGAGUUAAAGCAUAUGGUCCAGCCAGCCUUGUUUCAGAAAUAUUGGUAACAGGUGAUAACAUGUACUUUACUCGCUGCAAAUUAAAGGGCCAUGGUCACUGUCCUGAGAUUUAAUAUUGUGCUCACACACACCCAAUAUUUAGCAAAUCAAUGUGAUGGUGAAGUGUGAAAAAUAAAGCUAAAUGCAGAACCCUGUAAACUACAUUUCCCAUGAUGCUCAGUCAGCCUAAUGGCAAUGUCAAGGUUAGACAUCAUCUUCUUAGACAGGCAAUCUCGUCCUGAGCGGAAGCCACUUUUUAAACAGAUAGCUAGUCUGGAGAGGAGAUUUUACAAGUCCUGUCCUGCAAGACGGCCACCUGCGGGUUAGCCUUGCCCCUCAAAAUAAAUUGGAUUGUCAAUAACCCAAGUGUUGAAUGGUGCCUGGCGUUGAAAGGGUGUAAAGUGCAAGAGGUGGGGGGUGGGCCAGCAGGUGUGUGUGUAGAAUGGACAAUUGAAGAAAUGGGUUUAUUUGAAAAGGUCACUGGGGCACAAAUACAGAAAAGGUCAUGUUUCUCCAGCUGCUAUGCCUGGUGAAAUGGGGGCAUUCACCGCUGCUUGCAGGGAAUGUGCUGUUUGUUUUUUAUGCCCCUGACCCCAGCUCUCACAUGGGCUAUUUAAAAACCAGCCUGGUCCCACGGAAUAAAACGCUUUCAUUGCAAAGUGCUUCUGUCAAAGCUCACAGCAGCCUUGUCAUCUGCAGAAGAGAUUCACGAAAGGCAACUUUUAACCUCCACACUGUAUCUGGCCAAGCAACUUCUAAUGCCAGCUUCUAGUGGGCGGAAAAGCAAACUGCAAAAUUUGGCAAAACAUGCUGAUUUGGGGGGGGGAAAUUAUCCAAUCGGGUAUAGUCCCAGCUCCUGUAUUUUAGCCUAAAUGAUGAAAUUUGGUUUUAGUUCACUACAAUUUGAUGUUUAGUAAAUAAAGCACUUGGCGUUAGAGUGCUGCUAUAGUUCCUAAGAUUGCUUGAAUUUUCGAGACUUAGAAUUUUUUUUUAGCAUUAAACAUAAUGCACGUUUCUGUAGAAUCAGUCUUUGUCGGAUAAGAUCUAAAUAAAUGUUUCCAUCUGGGUAAAACCAAUAAAGAGAUCUAAACAAAAGAAAGACAGGGUAUGAUAUCUUAUGAGAGAAACAUAAUACAGUUCCUGACUCCGCCCCUUUCUUUGCUGGCGAUAUCGCAGUAUGUGUGUAUUGUUUUUUUUUUUCACUAAACAGUUGAGGUGAGUUUCUCUCAAAUGUGCAUAGAUGACUCAAAAUACCCUUUUAAUGAAUAAAAUUAAAUCCAAGACAAAUAAGAUGAAUUGACCCAAAAGCUUGCAGUUGACACUUGUUUGUUCUGUUUGCGGUUGUUACUGUUGUGUCAUGACCCAUUGUACAGUGCUACGGAAUCUGAUGGCGCUAUAUAAAUAAUAAAAUAAUAAUAAUACUAUUGUAAGGAAUUUGGGGCCAUCAAUAAAUGGUGAAAAUACCUGAUCUGUUCCUGUGCAGCACGAAGAGGUACCAGGCAUCAGAUAUGAUUUUAUAUCAUUAUACUUACAGAUACUGGUAACUAUUUAUCAAUCUAAUCGUGUAUUUAUUAUGUGAGAGUCCCUGCAUUCAAACACAGGUUCGUUAUAAACAAGGAAGAAAUUGUCUGGGUUUUUCCCUGGAGUAACAAUUUAACAGAUCUAUUGUUGUUUUCCAAUUACUCAAAAAAAUAUCGAUGGCCUUGUCACCCACGCACAGCUUUUCUGUUUAUCAAAACUGUAUAGCUUCACUCAUGUUUUUUGUUUUUUUGACGGGUCUAGCUUAUUUAGGCAUAUUUGAUUUGUAAUUUUGAGAUUAGUGCAUGUCUUUCUCUCCUUUCUAAGGCUCUCAGCGCCCCCAUAGAAGACAGGUUUAGUCUAGGAUAAAAACUAACCCUGUAUUUUUAGGCAUUAUAUAGAUAUAAUAUAUAGUCAAAAACUGAUAUUAAAAUUAUUUAAAUUAGGUUUUAAAAGAUAUUUUAAAAAGUAACUUUUCUGCAAAGUGUCUCUCAGUUCAUUGUCUAGUAGUGCAUGGGUGGGCAUUAUGGGAAAUGUAGUCCACAACAUCUGGAGUACCGAUGGUUGCCUACCCCUGCUGGGGCCAGCAGAUGCAAGCAGGCCCCUCCCACAUCAGGGUAAGAUGCUCCAAUCAUAACCGUGUCUCUGGUUAAUGGGGUCUGAUCUUAUCCCAUAAAGCCCUCUCCAGCAGAUGUUGGUCAAAAGCUGGUCAACUCCUCACAUAGGAUCAUUAGAACUGCUCAAUAAGCUGAUAGCAGUACUACCGGUGUAUACACAGACCAGCUCACUGUUUAAGGAGGAGAGAGCCGUCCCUUUAGUACAUUUUUAGAUUGUAAGCUCAUUUUGGCCGGUACAGAAUUGGCCCAGGCAGCCUGGAAUUGUUUCAUAUUUCCUGACUGACAGCCCUGUGUCAUGGUGGGGUGUUAUACAGCAACAGAUUUAUAUAAAAAUCGCCGCCGACGUGUGUAUGCCACUCUCAGUGUUGAGGGUUGUCUUAGACGUGCUCUAAGCACCGUACACUUUCCAGUCCUGGUAGUCAUACUGGCCGUAUAAUGGACUUGACUUAUGUGCAUGUGUGGAGUUCUAUACACAUACCUAUUCACUAAUCUCUCCCACACAGAGCUUUGUUUGCAUUAGAGCUGUCACAGGCUGUCUUUGACUUGUAAUAAGCCAUUUCACAGUUUACUUACGUCAGAAAAUAAAAACAAGCAGCCGGCUAGAAUGGAAUUUUUACAUUUUUCUUUUUUGCUUUUUGGUGGUUGAAAUGUAGUUGGUGUUUUAUUGGGUCCCUUUAAUCGACAACCAUCACUACAUACACUAUAAGAGUUUUUGUAUACUGAAGUAUAAAAUGUAGAUUUUAGAAAGAUGUGCAUUCUCGGUAUUUGUGACAGCUGUGGCAUGUUCACCUCUCCGCUGCCAUAGCUGGUGACAGUGUCCGUUGGCCCUGUUCCUCGUCAGCCUGGCCCCUCUCCCGAACACUGAAUGGUUAAUGGCUUCAAGGGGAAUCUUCGAAAUGUUUCCAAAUCGAGAACAAAACUAAUCCCACAUCCUAACUUUAAUUCAGUGUAGCGAACAAGCCAGGAAGGAAUUCAUUUUAAAAUUGCUUGUACACGGGUAAUGUGUUUACAGCCAGGGGGGUUGGGAAGGAUUGACUUGGGGGGGGGGGUGCGGGGCUGGAAAAAAUUGCAAGGAGCUGGUAUUAAUUUGGAUAAAAGGAGGGUGUAUUCAUGGUAGCCAGAGGAGAUUUCUUAUGAUGGUUUACUCUUUACUAUUGCGCACCUCAGCGCUGAAAGCAAGUCUGAGGACAGAGCCCUAAAACUGAACAUUCCACUGGUCGCCCUAGUAAUUGAAAACCUUUUAGAAUGUUGUCCCAGAAGUGUACUUUCUACAGAAUUCCCGAUAUGUUCCAUUUCAAUAUUCAUUCCCUUGUAACAAAAAGAUACAGUUGUGUUAGUUGGAAUGUUAGGGCAACAGGAUUGGCUGGUAGUUGGCUGAUAACACGUUUUAUUAAAUUAGUGUUAAACUAUGUAAACCUUUGUAAAUGUAGAGCAUUCUUGGCAUACAUGUACAGUGUCACACAGAUACCUUGCUCAGUAUUUCAUCAUUGCAAAUAAAGGAGUCCCAUUGACCCCUGUACAAUAUAGGCCCGGAGCAGCACAGAAUGAGUAAUGCAGAGAAAUACACUUUUGUAAAAGCAGAUAAUGUUUUUCUCUGCAUUAAUUAAUGUCCUGCCAAUUGUUGAAAUUAAAGAAAUGUUGUUUUUAUUUGUUUUACUUUUGCUGUUUUUAUUUACUUUUUAUGUUUCUUUUGUUUGUUAAUAGCCUUGUGUGUGUUGCUCUUUCCCAUGAUCCUCUACGAAAUGCACUGUAGCUGUUCUGGUGACUUGAAAAUUCACUUUGGACAAAGGCCAGGUUCCCUGGGAACAGGGGCUACUGUAUCAGAAAUGACUUAUCCUGGAAUCAAUGGCAGAUUGAACUAGCCAAGGUCAGGACCCCUGCUCUCAGCCAUUCUGCAUUAGCCACACUCUUGGCUACUUUACUAAUGCUGCCCUUUGACCCCACUCAGAACAGUUAAUUAACUCCCAUCCAGCUGCUUUAAGUGUGAUCUUUCUGCAGGAACUCGGGUUAAAACCCAGGUCUGCAAUAACGUGAACGCAAUGUGCUUCGGUAAUGGAGUCAUUUUCUAAAAUGAGAAUGGUGUAGUUAUUAAAGUGAGCUGAUAAACACUUGUAGCAGCCAGCCCCUGUGACAGAGCAUAGAAAUAGUGUGUUCCGUGAGCAGUAGUUGGCUGAGAUUUGUGGGACUGAGUGCAAUCAUGGCUGUUGGGAUGUUCUGAUCAAUGCUUUGUUAUGAUUGCAAACAGUACAGUAGAUGGCACAAUAUUUGUACAAAUAGAAUUCAACAGGGAUUGUUUUACUUAUUUGGGAGGGGUGUAUUUUACAGCUGGCAUUGGAACAAUGUUACAUUUCCUUUCUCCUGAAAAGAAUUAAAAUGGAUACACUCUCAGCAGCCAAUCAGCCUAUGGAGGACAGUUGCAUGCUGGGAGAUAUGUUCUAAAAUAAUGUCUCCCAACACGUGGAGAUAGGUAUUGAGGACAGGAGUGAUGGAGCAAGCGCCGGGGAGUGUCAUUUAUCGAAUGCACUUCACAGGCACACCCAGACAAGGGACACACGGCACAGCCAUACGUGCACAGCAGAAAUGGCGUUGUACUGUGCUGUUCAGGGAGGUUUAUCUAUGGUCAGACUGUGCUAGAUUAAAGGACCACUAAAAUCACCCCGACCACUCUUAUCUCAAUGCAGUUGUCUUGUCCGUUUAAUCCGUCACGGUAAAACAUUGCCGUUUUGCAGAAAUGGCAGUUUGUACCUUGAAGGGUUAAACACACCUCCAGCGGCUGUUAAGCUGACAGAGUAAAACUUGGCCAUGUGAUGCGACGCUUGCCACUAACGCACAUCACGUCCUCCAUGAGAAGCAGUGGACCACGACAUCGCAGGAGGAGGCGAUGUUAGCAGUGCCGAGGGGGCUUCUGCGCUGGGAAAAGGUGAGUAAAAAGCCUAAUUUUAUUAUUUUUAUGGAACACACAGGGGGCUUCUAGCUAACAAGGGGCCAUGACACUAGGUGUAAGGAAUACCGGUUUGUGUUUCUUUUAACAAACCUGGUUUGACAGAACACAGAGACUCUUUGCACCAUAACCAUUGCUAUAAGAUGUUUGCUUGUUUUGUUGUGUGUUAAGUGAAAAGUUUGCUAUGAGUAGAAGCUGGAAACAUGACAAGUUUAGUGGGGAGAGGGAUACCAAUCACAGAACAGGCAAUGUUGGAACCGACUCUGCCUGUGUUAGUGGCCCUGACUAUCAGCAAAUCGGUACAGCGGGAGUUCUGACCUAACCUAGAGAUCCGCUCACUGCCAAGGAAAAUAGGUGGGAGAGCCUCCGAUAAAAGGGCAGCAGAACAUGUUUAAUGCACUUGGAUUAUCCUCAAACAGAAAUAGGUCCAGGAGCAAUGUUGCCACAGUCAGAGUAACAGUAGUGAUGUCCCCAGAUAGCCUCCCUGUAUAAACCCUUUCAGGCGUGCCACACAGCGAUGUGACUUAACCAUUUCACGGCUGUGGAAUACAAAUUGUAUGUAAAAUGUAUCUGUUCUUGGCAGCAUUAUGAAUAGAUUAAAUUGAGCAUUACUGAAGGUAAACGAUACAUGCAAAUAUCAUGUUGUUGAAGAUUCAAUAGCCAGAUUUUGUGUAACGGUUUGUCAAUUGCUUUGUACAGUGCUGCGGAACAUGUUGGUGUGUUUUUAAGUGGUAACAGUAACUGUCCUGUUUAUUAUCAUUAUUAUUUAUAUAGCGCCAGCAAAUUCCGUAGUGCUGUACAAUGGGUGGACUAACAGACACGUAAUUGUAACCAAACAAAUGGACACACAGUAACAGAGGGAUUGAGGGCCUGCUCAGUGAGUUUACAUGUUAGAGGGAGUGGGGUAUAGUGACACAGUAACAGAGGGAUUGAGGGCCUGCUCAGUGAGUUUACAUGUUAGAGGGAGUGGGGUAUAGUGACACAGUAACAGAGGGAUUGAGGGCCUGCUCAGUGAGUUUACAUGUUAGAGGGAGUGGGGUAUAGUGACACAGUAACAGAGGGAUUGAGGGCCCUGCUCAGUGAGUUUACAUGUUAGAGGGAGUGGGGUAUAGUGACACAGUAACAGAGGGAUUGAGGGCCUGCUCAGUGAGUUUACAUGUUAGAGGGAGUGGGGUAUAGUGACACAGUAACAGAGGGAUUGAGGGCCUGCUCAGUGAGUUUACAUGUUAGAGGGAGUGGGGUAUAGUGACACAGUAACAGAGGGUUGAGGGCCUGCUCAGUGAGUUUACAUGUUAGAGGGAGUGGGGUAUAGUGACACAGUAACAGAGGGAUUGAGGGCCCUGCUCAGUGAGUUUACAUGUUAGAGGGAGUGGGGUAUAGUGACACAGUAACAGAGGGAUUGAGGGCCUGCUCAAUGAGUUUACAAGCUAGAGGGAGUGGGGUAUAGUGACACAAAAGGUAGGGGUAAUGAAAUAGGUUGCAAUAAAAGUAUUCACUGAGAACUUAGUAGGUUAUUUUUGACAGUUGCAGGAGAGGAGUCAUGGGGAGGUGAGGGGAGGGAUGAAAACCCGCUAACAGUUUAAAUGUUUACACAGCUUUCUGACUAUUACUGAUUAUUUGUGAACAGUCUAAUUUCUCAGACAGAGGGGAUUACACUGGGGUAUAAUUACUUAAUUUAAUCCACAGGAACAGUGUGUUGGUUACCAUGGUGAACGCGACACAUUUAGCCCUAUGCAUUAAUUGUAUGUAAUUAAUAGGUAGCUUAAUGAGUUUGGCCAAAAUAGUAAAACUGUAAAUUCCCAACAAUAACCAUUUGAGUGAAUUCCGCUAGAAAGAAUAAAUAUCAAAGGAUUAAAUACGUGUUGGUUGUGAACAUAAAGCAAUGCUUUUCGACCCUAAUCCUCCCCCACUAACUAAUAAUAUGCAUAAGCUCUGAUGGCUGUAAUUGAUAUAUUAUAAUUAUAUGAAUAAUAGACUUGCAAAAGCUUCUUUAAAAGUGACUUGCAAAACUCUUUAGGUCUCUUUAUAGACACUGUCCCUUCUCUCAUUGAGUAAAAUGACAGAUCGGAAAAUAAGAAUUCCCAUACACAACAGGUUAAUAAGAGAAUAUGUGACGGUUCUGAGGAAUGGAGAUACAGCUCCCCCUGCUGGCCUUGAAUAUUUUUGCAGUGUAAUAUACUAAGUGUCUCUAUAAGAUGGUGCUUGUCAAAUCUGGAUCUGCAGCUCCCCGUAACCCUGUAUUGCUUGUUACAUUAUGUAACAGGCUGACUUAAUGUAAUAUAAACAGAAGUCAUAAGAACACAUUUUAUUUAACACCUGAGCCAAUUGAUGCCAUCUGGCUGGAGAUUUGGCACUCAUGCAGCAGUUUUACCCACUAACCAGUGAGCUCACAAUCAACAACAUAUUUUUGCCUAAAUUGUGCAUAUUGAUUUGUAAUUAAUUCAACGUAUAAAGCCUUGGAGAUUGCCUUCUACCUAAUGUCCCGAGGGGGUGAGAGGUGCUGUCACUAAAUACAAAUAAAAUAUAGAGUAUAACCUGCAUUCUCCGUCCUCACACUCAGACACCCAUACACUCUUGCUUCUCUUGUCAUAUCUUUCUUGCCAAUAUAUAUUUGCUUUAUUCUCCUGUCAUUGCACAGGGUGAGCAUUGCUGAUCCCAUAUGGACUUUAGGACGGUAGGGCACAAGGCAUUUGGGGCCAGUGAAACCUUUGUUUUGUUAAACAGCUUGCAAAGAUUUUGACAAAAAAAUGCAUUAAUCUGUAAUAAUAUGACAUGAUAAGCUGUUAUACAAUAAGCUGUAAUAAUACGGUAAGCUGUUAUAAUACAAUAAACUGGAAUAAUACAAUAUACUGUAAUGGCACGAUAAGCUGUUAUAAUACAACAAGCUGUAGUAAUGCAAUAUGCUGUAAUGGUACGAUAAGCUGUUAUAAUACAACAAGCUGUAGUAAUGCAAUAUGCUGUAAUGGUACGAUAAGCUGUUAUAAUACAAUAAACUGGAAUAAUACAAUAUGCUGUAAUGGCACGAUAAGCUGUUAUAAUACAACAAGCUGUAGUAAUGCAAUAUGCUGUAAUGGUACGAUAAGCUGUUAUAAUACAACAAGCUGUAGUAAUGCAAUAUGCUGUAAUGGUACGAUAAGCUGUUAUAAUACAAUAAACUGGAAUAAUACAAUAUGCUGUAAUGAAAUGGUAAGCUGUUAUAAUACAACAAGUUGUAGUAAUACAAUAUGCUGCAAUGAUACGAUAAGCUGUUAUAAUACAACAAGCUGUAGUAAUGCAAUAUGCUGUAAUGGUACGAUAAGCUCUUAUAAUACACCAAGCUGUAGUAAUGCAAUAUGCUGUAAUGGUACGACAAGCUGUUAUAAUACAACAAGCUGUAGUAAUGUAAUAUGCUGUAAUGGAAUGAUAAGCUGUUAUAAUACAACAAGCUGUAGUAAGGCAAUAUGCUGUAAUGGUACAAUAAGCUGUUAUAAUACAACAAGCUGUAGUAAUGCAAUAUGCUGUAAUGGUACAAUAAGCUGUUAUAAUACAACAAGCUGUAGUAAUGCAAUAUGCUGUAAUGGUACGAUAAACUGUUAUAAUACAAAAAAACUGGAAUAAUACAAUAUGCUGCAGCAGUUAUGAUGCCUGGAGUUUCCAUUAAAACAUAUCAUAUCACAUGCAGACUAUAUCCCUGUCUCCCACCCUCCGUCACACCCCGAUGUGCUGUAAGAGGUCUCUACUUUGGAACAGUAUUGUAGAGCCCGUAUUUUCUGCCCCAUCACUAAUCUUUAUCUUUCGAUAUUAACUGUCCCAUACCAUAUCUGCAUAAUCAGUACCUGCCAUCGAUUGUUGCAGCAGUUUACUUGUAGCAGGAAGAUAUUUGCUGGAGUUUAUAAAGACUUGGCAGUGUCUUCCCAUUUUAAAAAGCCCAAUGUGCAGAAAAAUAAAGUUGGCUAUGUGAUGGCUUAUGGAAAGGGUGAUUCACUUAACCAAGUUGCUGCCAAUGUAGGGAGGGGGAGGUUCGUGGGGUAUAAAUCUAUUUCUUUCUUUUUUUGUUUGUGUGUGGUUUUUGUUUAGUUCAGUUACUUAAAUAAUUAGAAACGGGGGAUGUGCGCAAUAAGUUGGGGAGGUUUUGGAAUGUUUUACCAAACAGCAAACAGCAUGACAAUUUGUUGCUGAGUGAUAUUUUGGCAUUCCACCGACAGACAACAUAGUCCUUCUAGUAAUUUCCUAAAUGUUGUCUGCGUGAUGUGGCACUUUAUUUAACAUGUAAAGCAUUUGCCACAAUGUGAAACACUCCGGUAUUUGUUAGAUCUUGGUGACUCGCAAUAAGUUAAUGAAUGAUUUGUCUAUUGUUCCCAAUCAUCUGGACUUUAUUAAGACCUUUUUUUGCUUUUUUUUUUUUUUAAUCUAUUUCAUGCUUUGGAAGACCUUCAUGACUGGUGAGGGUGGUUUGUCUUUCAGUCCACGCUCUUCACCAUAUGAUUGUCUCACGUUUACAGUAUAUCAACCACUAAGAAUUUAUUCUCUUGCUUUUUAGAGAGAGAAUCGAGAGAGGAAGACCCAACCACAGCGGAGAUGACAGGUGAUAAUUAUCAAGAUAAACGUGGAAAGCUAGACCGUCUUUCGGAGCAGAAAGCAAUUGCGCUGAAUAAUUACAGAAACAAGAAGCAGAACCUUUACAGGGUGGUUUCUGUCGAGAACAAAGCCCAGCCACCGUCUACUCCAGAACACAGCACUGAGUCUGAAACGGUGAGUACCUGUAGCAUGCGACCUGUUCAAGCUGAACAGCCAAAUUGUGCUAAUCGGUGAAUCAGCUUUGAAGACCUUCAGUUUAAUGAGUCUGAUUGUUCCCUCAGGGACCCUGCCGCAGGCAAGUGGAAACUGUCAUGCAAGACAUGAAAGUGUCUCACAGGGUCUAUCCAAGAGCAUUUUAUCUGCCUAACUGUGACCGUAAGGGCUUCUUCAAAAGGAAACAGGUGAGCCAUUGUAUAUAUCGACUGAUUCAGACUUCAUUUUCAGGAUUUAUUUCAACACAGAUUAAACCCAGACUAAUCUAGACUUAAUAAGGAAAUGUCACCAUUGACUAGAUGAUUGUUGAGUUCUUCUCUAUCCCAGUAAAUGCGUUAGAAGUGACCCUGCUCAACAAGCCUACAAUGUAGAAGAAAAUUGAGUAAAAGCACACACAAAAAUAAAUAAAUAAAUAUAUAUAUCUCAGAGGGGCGGAGAGCCCUAUAGUAAUCAUGUCCGUGUCUUAUUAAGCUUGUACAAGGAAUAUUGCAUGCAAAAUAUGUUCUUUGUAUUUUUUGUUUUUUUAAAUUGUGUAUACAUAUUAGUAAAUACCUAGAUAUAAAUAGAUAGAUAGAUAAAAAUGUUCAGUACUUGUUCUUUGUUGGGAAGCACCACUUAUUAACCAAGACCAUACACCAUCUCAAACACUCAAGCCAUCCCAGAGCACAGUUUAUAGAUGAUUGCCAUUAGACUGUGACAUCGGGCUUGAUUAACCCACAUUAGCUAUUGGUUAACUACCGGUAUAUGGUUUUUGGUCAGGUAAACCCAAGUCACUUUGUUUCAAUUAAAUGGUCUGGGUGCAGAAGACCUUUAGUUUUUACCCUGCAAUCUAAAGCAUUGCCAUUUAGUAGAUUUAGUGUCUUCCUGACAGAUGAGUUCCUUCCCCUGUGAGAACAGAGUCAGACUAGAUUCUCCAGCAAAUGCUAUGGGCAUAGAUUUGCCGCGAAUGCACACUAGCCUCUUAAUAUUUCCCUUUGGGUUAAUAAUCUAACUAGGCACUAGGACUCUAUAGUGUUAGGAACACAUGUUCCUAUGGUGUCCCUUUGUAGAUGGCUGCCCCAAAGGAAAGAGGGGUAAACGACGAUCCAUUGAAAAAUAUUUAUUUCUAGGUAUGCAUUACAAAUAUAAUAUGUGUAAUAUUUUAUUUUUAAAUAAAUAUGAUGAGUUGCCCUUUACCUACAUAGUAAUAGUUCCUACUUAUUUUUCCCCCCAAUGAUUUAGUCUCACUUUUGGUUUUCUGUCGACAGUGCAAACCUUCCAGAGGUCGCAAGAGGGGAAUUUGCUGGUGCGUUGACAAGUAUGGUUUGAAGCUUCCUGGUAGUGACUAUGCAGCCGGCGAUCUUCAAUGUCACAGUUUUGACAGCAGCAACAUUGAAUGAUUCUCCAGUAUUGACGCCUGCUAAGGCUCACCGUGAUCACUUUUUAAAAAAAAUUUUUUGAAAGGGGCGGAUAUCCAGAGUGAUACUUUCUUUUUUUUGUUAAUUUGUCUUUUUCUCAUCUCAUCGGCAACACCGAACGUUUUUUUUUCUUUUCAACACCUUCAGUUGGAAAACGAAACAAAAAAGACAAAGAAAUACCAACCAAAAAAGGGAAACCGUUAUUUAAAGAAAGAAAAAAAACAAAAAAUCGUGAAUUUUGGGGGUGACACAAAAAAGUGUAUUAUGCUUUUUUGAGGGGAAAAAGGAGCCAUGGAGAAGUUCUCUCGAUAAAAGUACUGUUGCAUUAUUUUAUUUUUCUCCUAAAGCCAAUAAGCUGGUCUAAGUUCCUGUUCAACUAUUGAUGCUUGAUGAAGGCAUAGAGUGUCGGUCAUUUUAAUUUGUUUGGUUUUAGGAAUAAGCAACCCAGUAUUUGUUGGUUUUAUUCCAAAAAGAGAGCGGAAAAAAACCCUGAAAUGUCAGAACCAUUAUUAAAAGUUUAAUUGAUUCCCUCUAGGUCCCAAUGAGUUUAUAAAAGUUACAAAGUUAAUUAUACAGAGACAUAAUUAACUCAAUCUGCAUAAGAUUUGCUUGUGAAUAUCUGCAUUCACUCCUUCACAGUGACUAAAAUAAUUUGAGAAAGAGGAAUUUUUGCUUUGGGGGGGGAGGGCAGGGCAGAGCUGUGUUUGUAAAUACCUGAGCCCCGAAGCACAAAUAAUACACCUAAUUCGCCUUUUUCUCCAAUACAAAGUUAUAAUAUCAAUGACUGUAAUGGAGGAGGUAAAAUAUGGGUGGCUAACAUUUAGUCAGGCCUUUUUGCCUCCUAUAGCCCCCCAAAAAUAAGUGGUGCUCUAAGCAAAUGCCUAAUGUGCCUUAUUGUUAAUCAGGCACCAGGGGAAAAAAUCCUCCAUUAUUGUUCACUCCCUACAAAGUUAGGACGCAGGAUAUGUUAAUGUUUGCAUUCUUGCAUUUUUUGCCAGUGUCACAAGCGUCUUCCUAUUCAGCCAAUGAAUUUUGACGCCAAAUAUUAACCUUAACUUAACCGAUGAUAGAGCACUUUUUAAUAUUUUUCAGUAUGCUUUUUACCGGAGCAGUAAGCAGUUCCAUCUUAUUUGCUUUAAAAAAAAAAAGCUGUGAUGAAAUUUAUUUUUAUUUAUUUUAUUUUGUUUCAUUUUUUUUUUUUGUUUUUUUAUGCAAACCAUUAUAUUUACAAGCCUAAUUGUAUCUCUAUUGUAACAAUAGAGUGAUAUUUGUUAGAAGCCCUUUUGUGCUAGAAGGUCUUACAGUACAUUUCAUUUACCUGCUGAAAGUUAGGUGUCCCUAUUUUUAUCUUUUAUAAAUAUAAUUUAUUCACUGUUGAAGGAGGGUGUGACUCAUUGCAGAUUAUACAGGAUAUCCUGUUUUAAGAAAAAAAAUUGCUUCAAUUUAUUUUAAUUUAAAGAACAUUUUUGAAAAUGAUCUUUCAGCUUUGGCAACAAGGCACUAUGGUAAUUGGGUAAUCAUAGGGUAAUGCCCCCUUUUUUAUUGACUGUCGGUGCUGUGUUCUCUAUAUGACGUUUCAAUAGUUUGUUGAAAAAUAUAAGCUAUAACGAUAAGUUUCAAAUCGUUUUGUAUUUGGAAAUAAACAUGUUAAUCUCUUUUUUGCUUCCUGAGUUGGCGCCUGUUACAGAAAAAGGCGUUUUCAACUCUUCAGCAACAAGAGAUUAUACGACUCAAGCUUUUAAUGAAGACUUUAGAUACCACUUUGCUUAUAAGCCUUACAAAGCUAUGGGUCAGCUUUUUUUUUUUUCUUACCCAUGUUCAUCCUUAACUAAAUAUUUUCAUGUUAUUAUUGAGCGAAUGGAAAAUUCGUACUUGACAGUAAGUUGAGACGGACUAUUGCGCAGCACAGAUCAUUCAUCCAAGCUAAUGCACGGACCAUAGAUGGGGACUUACAGAGAGAAGACACAAAUUAUUUUCCGUGGAUAUUAAUGCUCUGCUUGAAUGGUGAAACAUUAAUGCAGUGGGAUAGGAUUGAUGCUUGAAAAUGUACCGCGGCAGCAGAUAUGUUCAGGGACAGGACUGGUGUACAUUGAUAAAGUGUCUCCAAUGUUUUAGGAGAGCAUGCCACUUUGUGCCACUUUCACCCACGUGUGGAUUUAAGACUACGUUUUGUCAUUGGGGUUGUUCACAAGUUAAAAUGGCAAACUGUAAUUUGAAAAUGUUUCAUUUUGUACUCUCUGAGUAACAGCACGCUGAUAAGUGGACUUUGCAAAAUGGGGCACUGCCACGUGGUAUCUACUUUCUAAGUGAAAUAAUCUUGGGGUGUUUUCCCCAUACUGCCAGCACAUAUAUAUUUUUUUUUUAAACUGCAAGAGAUGAUUCUGACAGCUGCACACACAUGAGAUUGUGAUGUUGAAUGUUUUAUAGACUUUUUUUUUAUUAUUAUUAUUAUUAUUAUUAUUGUUUUGCAUAUGGCAAGCGUAUGACCUACAUCACAGCUUGGUAUCUCUUUAUGGCAUUUCCGCUUGCUGUUUAUCCAUAAUCACAUAUAUAAAAGUGGGUCCUAUACCAGACUGGUUCAGCUCCAGUGAAACAUGCAUUUCGGAGCUGAAUGGUUUUUGUCCUUUAGGAAUCUAAAAGGUCAGCUUUUAAGAAGACCUGAUCUGUUUGCCCUGCGUGUAAUCGCCAAGUUUGCCUACUGUUUGUGAUUGUUAAAUUCAAGAAAAUGCUCACAGUAUGUAACAAGUUUGCAGUUUUUAAAUGCACAAGAUUUUGGACAUUCUUUUUUUUUUUUUUUAAACUAAGAACAAUGUUUAAAAAUGCCAUACAAGGUGGCUUUUAUUUGUGGAUUUCCAGCCUUGUUGACUUAAAGUCCCAUAAUCCAGGCUAAGUGCUUACAAAUUUGCUGGAAUUUGAAAUUCAAAAGCUGCUGGAGUACCACUGGUGGUAACCCUACGGCUGAGCAUAGUAGAGUCUGCAUAUAUUCAACAAAUAUCACCCAAAAACUGGCUGGCUGGUUAUAGUGGGUGUUGCAGUUUUCACAUCCUGUAUUUGCUUGCACUAGACAAUGACACCAUAAUCUUGAGAGGAAAAAAUUAUUUCCCAAGUUUGAUCACUUCGUAUAACCACUCUAUGAAUCACAAAUUGCUAAUAAUUACAAGUUUGUUAUGAACAGUUUUUACACAGCAAUGAUUUGUUAAAAGCACAUAUGUGUAUUGGGAACACAUUUGCCUAUUUAUUCAAGGACACCAUUGAAAAAAAGUAAUGUAUGUUUCAGAACUAUAUUCAUUAAAAUGCAACUUCAUGAAAUACAACUCUGAAAUAUGGAUUUCUUAAGGGUGUCCCUUAAUAACAAGGCAAAUAAAGUGGUCACCCAUGUGUUGUGCCUUAGUUAUCCCAUCCCUGCAAAAUGUUGUAUAAUUUAAUUAGGAUAUUGAUUUUCCCAAACACAAAGGUAGCACAUUGUUAUCAACACAUAACGCCCAAAAUCCUCCCAACAAAUAGACCCAAUAAAUAGCCCGUUGCCAACCAUAAAUGUAAAAUAACAAGAUUUGGGUUUUCUGAACAUAACAAAAACAACCGUAUGAAAGAGAAUUGUGGAAGUUUUAGUUAACCAGAUCCUGUAUUUAUACACAUUGGCUACUUACACUUUUUUUUUUUCUAGAAGCUUUAGUGCUAUGUAAACCAAACCAAAUAGCUCACUGAAACUUAUGCAAAAUAUUCUGUAGUUUCUGCUAUUUUAGACAAAAUCUUGUAAAUUAUUUGUCCACCCACCACAGCGCUCUCUUUAGUGAAUAUACUCCUAUAUAUUUUUUUAAUGUAUUAUUAUUUUUUAUUAUUAUUAUAUUUUGACAAACACACUUUUAAAAGACCUUAGGAGUUCUGAUAGUGAGUAAGCUAUUGUCAUGUCCUGUACACCAGCAGCCCAAAUCAUACUUGUCAAAAUCUCUGAAAUUGAGUGCAAACCACAAUUUAAUAUAAUUGACAGCGCAGGAAAAUGUAAUCAUUUUCAUAGAUUAAAAACGGAAUAACUGCAGCAUUUUUGCAUGGUCUUUUUGUAAUGCGUUUAUAGUUAUUAGGAGUUGUUAUAUAUUUUUACAUAUUGUGGUUUGAGCAGAUAAAUUAAAAUGAACGCAGUGGAAGGGUUUUUUUCUAAUGUCACGUUGAAGCUAAAAGAUUAGCACAUUCAGUUAUGAAAAAAACGAAAUGUCAGGUACCAUUUGUAAGCUGUUUGUAGCUUGAAAAAUAUUUUUUUCCAUUUUUAUUUAUUUAUUUUUUAUUUUAUUAUGAAACAAAAAAAAUGGUGUGCCUACAUUUUAGAGGGGGUUUACGUUUAACUUAUCAAAUUAAACUGUUUUCACACCAGUUUUUAUAUGCGUUCUAAAACAAAAUCUAGAUUGCAAGGGAAAAAAGUAAUGUGUUUGGCACCAAAACUGCUGCAGCGGUUAUGGUACUAGUGGCUACAAGUGCAAUCCCUCUGUUUUUUGUCAAAUUGUUUUCAAGCUGUUUGACAGAAUCAGGUGUUUUCCACUACAUCUAAACUGUCACACCGCUGCAUGAAAUGGUUCGACCAAAAUUGGAAGGAUUGCCCCUGUAGAAUUCUAGAAUCAAACCUAUAAUAAGCUGUAGUAGUUAUGGUGCGUAACAAGUCCCUUUAAUAUUGGGCAGGUACAGGUUAGGGUGUAAUGGGUACAUGAGCCGCAUGUAGAAAUGUGUUUUGUUUUGAGUUACAGAGAAUUUUUUUUUGUAUGUCAAAUCAGCUCAGAGAAGAGAUAGUAUGUAUCCUAAGAUUGGCCAAUUUGUGACUUUUACAUGACUACCGUCAGCUAGACUGUUUAAAGAAAAUAACAUUUCAGGUGCAGAUAACCAAAAAGAGUUCCAUCACCAUGCCCAUGAUAACAGCAAGUGCCGCUGUGCGAUUUGAGCAGCCAAUAUCAUUGUAACACAAAUCAACGUUGAAUGUAAAAAAUAUAUAUCUAUUUUGGCCAUAAGUCAUAAAUAGGAAGUGUACAGUAAGUAGCAAGAGUGUAGCAGAGUAUUAGAUAGGGAGUCUGUAUCAUAGUAUGUAAGAAAACUUGUGCAGGAUAACAAGGAAGUGAUCUGUGUUUUGUUUGCAUAGAAAAGCUAUGUGUCUACGUACGCACAUAGCAUUUACUUGCAGACUUGUGCAGUGUUUAAAAUAAGAAAAAAAUCUGAUUGCCGUUAUGCAGUCAAUAAGGAUUUUUUUUUUCCGUUUUGUGGCAUAAUUUGAAAUUCUAAAACGGGGUUAUUUGCCUUCUUUUGGAUCAACAGCAUAAAAUAAUGUGUUUUUUGGUUGAAUUUAAUGGACUUUAGUUUUAUUUUUCUGACCUAGACUACUAUGUAAAUAUAUAUAUAUUUACAUAUGUUUCGAUUUUUGAUUCCAUAUAAUUGAUUGAUGCACCUUCCAAUGCAAUGUGUUGCUAACCCAGUACCUCCAUUUAAUAAGCUUUCCAAAUGAUUCAAUGUUACUAGAAAAUAAAACUUUUCAAUUUAUUUAUCUACAAAAGUCACCUUUAAAUCCUAUGUAAAUAAAUAAUUUAGAAUGAUUGUCUGAUAGUAUUGAAUCCUUUGGAGAGCUUAAUAAAAUGUGGCCUUAGAUUGCAGGACGUAGCACAUGGAAUGUCUUUUUUGAUUGUUUUUAUCACCAGUACUGGUACUUUUUCAUUAGAAAUAACGAACACCUUUUAGAUGAAUCUAGAUCAUCGAUAUUAACCAUUUUGAAAACUAUUUAUCUAUACCAGAGAUAGGCAACCUUCGGCACUCCAGAUGCUGUGAACUACAUGCCCCAUAAUGCUCUUACACCCAUAAUGCUGGCCAAGCAUCAUGGGAGAUGUAGUCCAAAACAUCUGGAGGACCGAAGGCUGCCUAUGCCUGGUCUAUGCCUGGUCUAUGCCAUCGCCAGGAUGAGCAAAUAUUAGAAACCCCUUCACUAAUGGACGUAGCUAUUAAAGUUUCCAAAAUCGGCAAUAAUUUUGCAAACGAUUGCUAUAAACAAGCAAGAUGUAUGGUCUAUACACAAACGGGAUGUGCAGUAUUUUUCUUUUUUCUUUCGUUUUUUUUUUCAUUUUUCCCAAAAAAAUGUAAAAUGUGCUGAUCCUAGGGGAAGAAUGUGUAACGUUGCGGUAAGAUAUUUGUGAAAGCGAUUUUGCUAAAACAGCAAUAUAGCCUUGUUUGUUGUUUGUUUGUGUUUUAUUUUUUUUUAAACCACUACUUCAGGAGUAAAUUUUUGCACUAUAUUUUCUUUUUCUUUUCCUUUUUUAAUAAUUCCUUUCACAAAUACGCUGCCGGUUGACUCAAUAUAAAGCUCAUUUAACAUCCACUUUUCAAACCGCUCUCAGACUCAACGAGUUGCAUUGUCUCUAGCGUCUGGUAGUCUCUGCCUAUAUUACAGAUAUCUGCCUUUGUAAUCCAUUUCAGAGUUUUUAGUUUCUGACACAAUAUUCAACAUUUCAGUUUAACAAGAUACAGUAGCUCAUUGUUUCUUCAUCUUUACAAUAAAACUAUUCAUAAUCUUUGCUGGUGUAUAAAUAACAGAAUAAUAACAUAAAAAUUCUGAGAAAACAGUUUGUGGAAAACACAACAAAUUGUAAGUGCUCUGUUUAACAUUUUUGUACUUAAUAAAAAUAAAAAGGAAAAACAUAUCUCACAUUUUAUUACGAAAGGUGACGAUUGCUGUAAACUAUUUAUUCUUAUAAUUUAUAUUAUUCUAAUCUUUGUCUUUUUUGUCUUGACAAAGCAUUUAUUUAAUAAAGUUCUGAAUUUCAAUUUUUAAUUCCCAUUAUUUAGGGUAGACUGUUGUUUUCAUAAUCCCAGGGACAGGAAAGUAACUCAUGUAAACGUGGAAAAUACAUGCAUUUAUUCACUAUUUUAAAGUUAAGGCCAAAGCUGGCGAAUUGAUAGCAUGUAGCUGACUUAGAGAUUGUUUCCAGCUGAACUUGAAACUCACUUUGAAUUCUUACGUUAGUAAAUAACCCUGUAAAAUGUAAAUUUUGGGGCGUUUACCAAUGAAUUGCAAACUUUGCCCAAAAGAGCUGAGCUGAAAGAAUAGCUGAAUAUGAUAUUGUAUACCAAUUCUCUGGCGAAUUCCAUGCAAUUCACAAUUUAGUAAAAAAAAAAAAAAAAAAAUGUUUUAAAUCCUUGGAUGUUUUUUCACGAAACAUUAAAUUCUAGUAAAUUAAAAUCGUAAUUGCAAAACUAAAAUAGCCAUGCUUUGACUACAAAUCACCAGUUUUUGGCUAAAUAUUGAAAUUUGUUUUUUAAUUCUUU